UGAAAUUUGGCAGGAAGCAGCAGCUCCUCGCCGCACAUUUCCCUGCCUGCAGGAGGAAUUUCACCGCGCUCAGCCCGGGAGCAAAACCUGGAUGAAGCGGGGCUGAGCUGCCCCCAGCACAGGCGCCGCGAAUCGAGGACAGCCCUGCCUGCACUGCCUGGCUCUGCCUCUGAGGACUGUGAUCCCUGAAAAUGGGAAGAUCCCAAGUUUUUCCCUCCAACCCCUGCCUGCUGCUGCUGCUGGCCGGGCUGAGCUGUGCCCAGUACGAGCACUGGCCGUACCUGCCCGGCUACCCCGAGCCCGCCCCCCAGGUGUUCCAGCCCGCCCAGAGAGCCCCAGACGUGCCCAAAAUCCAGCUGAGGCUGGCGGGGCAGAAGAGGAAGCACAACGAGGGCAGGGUGGAGGUGUUCUACAGCGGAGAGUGGGGCACCGUCUGCGACGACGACUUCUCCAUCCACGCCGCCCACGUGGUGUGCCGGGAGCUGGGCUACGUGGAGGCCGUGUCCUGGCUGCCCAGCUCCAAGUACGGCAAAGGAGAAGGGAAGAUCUGGCUGGACAACGUGCACUGCACGGGCAGGGAGAGCAGCCUGGCGGGCUGCGGCUCCAACGGCUGGGGCGUGAGCGACUGCAAGCACACCGAGGACGUGGGCGUGCUGUGCAGCGAGAAGAGGAUCCCAGGCUUCAAGUUUGACAACUCCCUGAUUAACCAAAUCGAGAACAUGAACAUCCAGGUGGAGGACAUCCGCAUCCGCGCCAUCCUGGCCACCUACCGCAAGCGGGUCCCUGUCACCGAGGGCUACGUGGAGGUGAAGGACGAGGGCACCUGGAAGCAGAUCUGCGACAAGCACUGGACCAUGAAGAAUUCCCGGGUGGUCUGCGGGAUGUUCGGCUUCCCCAGCGAGAGGAAAUACAACACCAACGUCUACAAGAUGUUUGCCAGCAGAAGGAAGCAGCACUACUGGCCUUACUCCAUGGAGUGCAGCGGGAGCGAGGCUCACAUUUCCAGCUGCAAACUGGGGACCCACCUGGCGGGCGCGGGGCAGAACGGCAGCUGUGCCAGCGGGAUGCCCGCCGUGGUCAGCUGCGUGCCCGGCCGCGCCUUCGCCCCCAGCAGCCACAGCGGCUUCCGCAAGGCCUUCAGGCAGGAGCAGCCCCUGGUGAGGCUGAAAGGAGGAGCCAACACGGGGGAAGGGCGCGUGGAGGUGCUGAAGAACGGCGAGUGGGGCACGGUGUGCGACGACAACUGGAACCUGGUGUCGGCCAGCGUGGUGUGCCGGGAGCUGGGCUUCGGCAGCGCCAGGGAGGCCAUCACGGGAGCCAGGCUGGGCCAAGGAAUGGGUCCCAUCCACCUGAACGAGAUCGACUGCACGGGCUUUGAGAAGUCGGUCACGGACUGCAAGUUCAACACCGAGUCCCAGGGCUGCAACCACGAGGAAGAUGCUGCUGUGAGGUGCAAUGUGCCAGCCAUGGGCUUCCAGAACCAGCUUCGCCUGAGCGGGGGCCGCAACCCCUACGAGGGCCGGGUGGAGGUGCUGGCCGAGCGCAACGGCACCCUGAGGUGGGGCACGGUCUGCAGCCACAACUGGGGCACCGUGGAGGCCAUGGUGGUGUGCCGGCAGCUGGGGCUGGGCUUCGCCAGCCACGCCUUCCAGGAAACGUGGUACUGGCACGGGGACGUCAGCGCCGACGACGUGGUGAUGAGCGGGGUCAAGUGCUCGGGGACAGAGAUGUCCCUGUCCCACUGCCGGCACGACGGGGCCCACGUGUCCUGCCCCAGGGGAGGGGGACGCUUCGGGGCCGGCGUGUCCUGCUCGGAGACCGCCCCUGACCUGGUGCUGAACGCGGAGCUGGUGGAGCAGACGGCCUACCUGGAGGACAGGCCCAUGUUCCUGCUGCAGUGCGCCCUGGAGGAGAACUGCCUGGCCAGCUCGGCCCACAACACCUCGCUGAGCUCGGGCUACCGGCGCCUGCUGCGCUUCAGCUCCCAGAUCCACAACAACGGCCAGUCCGACUUCCGGCCCAAGAACGGCCGCCACGCCUGGGUGUGGCACGACUGCCACCGGCACUACCACAGCAUGGAGGUGUUCACCCACUACGACCUCCUGAACCUCAACGGCACCAAGGUGGCCGAGGGACACAAGGCCAGCUUCUGCCUGGAGGACACCGAGUGCGAGGCAGAUGUGCAGAAGCAGUACGAGUGUGCCAAUUUUGGGGAGCAGGGGAUCACAGUCGGCUGCUGGGACGUUUACCGGCACGACAUCGACUGCCAGUGGAUCGACAUCACCGACGUGCCCCCUGGGGAUUACCUCUUCCAGGUGGUGAUCAACCCCAACUACGAGGUGGCAGAGUCGGAUUAUUCCAACAACGUCAUGAAAUGCCGGAGCCGCUACGACGGGCAGCGCAUCUGGAUGUACAACUGCCACAUAGGCGGUUCCUUCAGCGAGGAGACGGAGCAGAAGUUCGACCACCCCAGGGGACUCACAAACAACGCCGUCUCUGCCCGGUAGAAUUCCCACUAAUUUAAGGAAGCCAGGACUCCUGCUCCGGCCCUUCCCGAACCACUGCACCCCAGGAGCCUCCACCAGACUCGGAAUUCCUGAAGAAUCCUCUCCCUCCCCAGUUCAGGUGCUCAGGCCCCCCCUCGGCGCCUCCUGCAAUUCCAGCUCUGCUCAGCUCCAGCCCUGCACCAUUCCAAAGGCUUCUCCCACAUUCUGCAGCGCUCCUCGCCUCAGGCUGGCUGCCAGCCACCCCAAAGUGCCUUUGUCCUUCCUUUCCCAAAUUCCUUGGGAAUUCUCAGCUCUUCUCCACUCCCAGUGCCUGCUGGUGCUGCUGCCUCCUGCACUCCCCCUCAGCACCGGCUCCAGGUUAGCCAACAGAAGGAAAGGGAAAAUUUAAAAGGAAAAACAAAACAGGAAAACAGGAAAACAGGAAAACAGGAAAACAGGAAAACAGGAAAACAGGAAAACAGGAAAAGGAGCAGCUCUUUGUGAGCAGAACAGCCAAAAGCUGAAUUUAAUCCUGCAGUGAAACCUCGGAUCCAGCGGCGGCCACGGCCCGGAGGGGAGCGAGCGCGGAACGGGGAAUCCCACAGGGAAUCCCACAGGGAAUUUCAAUUUCACAGGGAAUUUCACAUGGAAUCCUCACAGGGAAUUUCAAUUUCAUAUAGAAUUUCAUAUGGAAUUUCACAAGGAAUUUCAAUUUCAAAGAGAAUUCCAAAGGGAAUUUAAUAUGGAAUUUCAAUUUCAAAGAGAAUUUCACAUGGAAUCCUCAGAGGGAAUUUCAAUUUCAUAUGGAAUUUCACCGAGAAUUUAAUAUGGAAUUUCAAUUUCACAGGGAAUUUCAUAUAGAAUCCUCACAGGGAAUUUCAAUUUCACAGGGAAUUUAAUAUGGAAUUUCAUAUGGAAUUUCAAUUUCAAAGAGAAUUCCAUAUGGAAUUUCACAGGGAAUUUCAAUUUCACAGGGAAUUUCAUAUAGAAUUUCAAUUUCAAAGAGAAUUUCACAGAGAAUUUAAUAUGGAAUUUCAAUUUCACAGGGAAUUUCAUAUGGAAUAUGGAAUUUCAAUUUCAAAGAGAAUUUCACAUGGAAUUUCAAUUUCACAAGGAAUUUCAUAUAGAAUCCUCACAGGGAAUUUCAUUUUCACAGGGAAUUUCAUAUGGAAUUUCAAUUUCAAAGAGAAUUUCAUAUGAAAUUUCACAGGGAAUUUCACAUGGAAUCCUCACAGGGAAUUUCAAUUUCAUAUAGAAUUUCAUAUGGAAUUUCACAAGGAAUUUCAAUUUCAAAGAGAAUUCCAAAGGGAAUUUAAUAUGGAAUUUCAAUUUCAAAGAGAAUUUCACAUGGAGUCCUCAGAGGGAAUUUCAAUUUCAUAUGGAAUUUCACAGAGAAUUUCAAUUUCACAGGGAAUUUCAUAUAGAAUCCUCACAGGGAAUUUUAAUUUCACAGGGAAUUUCAUAUGGAAUCCUCACAGGGAAUUUUAAUUUCACAGGGAAUUUAAUAUGGAAUUGCAAUUUCAAAGAGAAUUCCACUGGGAAUUUCAUAUGGAAUUUCACAGGGAAUUUCAUAUGAAAUUCCACAGGGAAUUCCAAUUUCACAAGGAAUUUCACAUAGAAUCCUCACAGGGAAUUUCAAUUUCAAAGAGAAUUUCAUAUGGAAUUUCACAGGGAAUUUCAAUUUCAAAGAGAAUUUCACAGAGAAUUUCACAAGGAAUUUCAAUUUCACAGGGAAUUUCACCUGGAAUCUCCCAGGGAAUCUCCCAGGGAACCCAAGCUCCCUGGAGUGACCCAGAACUCAGCAGAUCCCCAGGGAUGAGGCCCCGGGCUGGGAAUUCCCAUCCCUCAGGGAUCCUCUCCCCUCCAGCUGCCGUGCCCAUCCAAGAAUCCUCUCCUGCCUGGAGAUUCCAACUUUUUUCCCAAGGAUGGAUGAUCCUUGUGCCCCUUGCAGAGGGAAUUCCUGCCCCUCACCCCCAGGGAUCUGCUCCCGUGGGAAUUCCCGGUUCUCUGAGGACACACUUUGCUACAGAGCUCCAAUAAAAACCUUUUCCCUGGGAAAACAACAAAAUAAAUCACUUCAGGAGCGCUUGGUGGAUUUUCUCCUCCCCAUUCCUGGAAGUUUGGGGGUUUUCCCCCCUCUCCUACCAUCAGAGUUACCUGGAAUUCCAGCUGAUCCCACAGGGAAUCCCAAACUUCCCCCAAAUCCCCAAAAUGCAGAAAUAUUUCCAAUAUUUGUUGUUCCUCCAGUGCUCCAGAGGGCGGCUGGCCAAGGGUUUGAACUCCUGGCAAUUGGAAAAUUCCAGUUUUUCCUCAGAAUUCCAGACUGGAGCAGGAGCAGAGCCUGGGAUGGGGCUGGGAGCUCAUUUUGAACCCAGCACAGGCAAAUUCCAGAGGUUUUUUCCCCUAAUGAGCAGAUCCCAACUUUCCUCACCAACAGGGUUUUGAUACUCUGCAAAUAAGGAAAAACUCCCCAGAACUUGGAUUCGCUGCCUGUCAGUUUCCUGGGAUCUCUGAACAGCAACACCACAACAAACUCGGAACAGAUCUCUCAACUCCCGCCCUUGCCUCGGGAAUUCUGGUCCCAAAAAUCCCAAUUUCCUUAUCCAUGCCUGGUUUUGGUUGGAAAACAGAGCAGGAAUAGGGAAUGAAGAAACCCCCUCGUUCCUGCAGCCGCCCCAGAUGAAAUUCCAGCACUUCCAGGGCUCCACAAAAACCCAAAAAAAUCACAAAUUCCCAUUCCCAACGUCCCUGCAGGCCCCCCUGCUCUGCAGGCAUUUCCCAGCACAGCCCCGCUCCUCCCACAGCCCUGGGGGGUUUUUGGGAUCAUUCCAAGGAUUCUGCCUGGAAUUCUUCACUCCCUGGGGGCUCCUGCUGCCGCUGCCUCCAGCCCAGGGCGUGGGACACGAGUCUCCUGGCCACGGCCGUGUCUGUCUGCGGCCUCUCCUUGCCCAGCUGCAGCAGCUCUGGGGGGAAAUUAAAAUAAUUUCAAUUAUUUCCCCACCUGGGGCGUGCUCAGGGAGAAAUUCCUGGUUAAAUCCCCAAAAUCAGCUUUUUUCCCUCGGUUUUGGACAGCCAAUCUUGCUGGCUGGGUGGAUAAAUUGGGGUUUUUUUGUUGUUCAGAUGAUGGAAUUCCAGUUUUUCCACUUGUUUGGUCACCAGAAAGGUUCAGGGCUCUUCUGCUCUGUGGGAAAAUUGUUCCCUGUCCUCUUCCAGGAAUUAUUCCUGGCAAAAUUCCCAAAAAUUCCCAACAUUCCCAAUCCCUUUCCAAACCUGGAAAAACCCAAGGCAAUUUAUCCAUUUCUCCAAUUGGAACUCCUCAAAACCAGCUGCCCAAAUCCUUGGAAAAUAAAGAAUAAAUCUGCAUUUUAAAUGAAAUUUGAAUAUUUCAGAUCAUUUGGGAAGCCCCUUGGUCAGUGCCCUCCAUUUCUUGGAUUGCUGCAAUUCCAUCAGCAAGGAAAUCCACCAAAAUUCCACCAAAAUUGGGAUUUGGGGAUUAAUUAAUUAAUCCUUCAUCAAUCUGAAGUUGUUAUCUACUCAGCAACUUGGUUUGGUUUUUCCAGAAAUUUCAUUCAUUAAGGGAAAAAAAAAAAAUUAAAAAAAAAAUUUAAAAGAGACACUGUCAGCUAAUUAAAAUCCAAAUUUGUGUUUGUAAAAUUAUCAAUUGAAACUGGGUAGCAACAGAAUUUAUGUUGGAUUAUUAAUUGAUAAUAAAUAAUUAAUUAAAAAUAAUUGCAUUUGAAUUUAACCUGAUUCAGAAGAGUGAAUAAAUGAGAAAACAGAUGAAGGGGAGAUGCAAAUAAACCAAAUUUUUGGGUCUUUCCUUUAAAUCCAGCAGUGCUGAACCUCAGGAAUUGGUCCCUGUGAAGAUCAAAACUGGAAUUUUCUUUGGGAAUUUUACUGAUUUAUCCUGACUGCAGUGAGCUGGGGAAAGCCAGGAAUUGUUGGCUCAGAGCCUCUGCUGCUGCUGAGGUCGGUGGCUUUGCUUUCCUGUGGCAACUGGACCUGAUCCAUGUGAUUGAAAGGCAACAAAAUCAAUCAAUCAUCAAUAAUCAAUCAUCAAUAAUCAAUCAAUUGAUGUUCUCGGCUCAGCUUCACCAUUUCUCCUUCCUGAAUAAAAUUCUGCCAACCACAA
Molecule: messenger RNA, 6618 nt
Organism: Haemorhous mexicanus (house finch)
Lineage: Eukaryota; Metazoa; Chordata; Aves; Passeriformes; Fringillidae
Gene: LOXL2
Product: lysyl oxidase like 2
Exons: 14
Coding region: 192-2507 (771 amino acids)
Biological process (GO): peptidyl-lysine oxidation
Cellular component (GO): membrane
Molecular function (GO): protein-lysine 6-oxidase activity; copper ion binding
Source: RefSeq, a predicted model, not a curated record